Molecule: messenger RNA, 525 nt
Organism: Lathyrus sativus (Indian pea)
Lineage: Eukaryota; Viridiplantae; Streptophyta; Magnoliopsida; Fabales; Fabaceae
Source: the annotation of a GenBank genome assembly
AUGCCUAGGAAUGUGGUCGAUCCUCAUGUUGUUGGAAGUGUGAUAGGAGAUGUUUUGAACCCUUUUACAAACUCAGUAUCUUUGAGUGUUGUCAUCAAUAACAAAGAAAUUAGCAAUGGCUGUCUUUUGAAACCCUCUCAGUUGGUUAACCGUCCAAGGGUUAGUGUUGGUGGUGAAGAUCUAAGGACUUUCUACACCUUGGCUAUGGUGGACGCAGAUGCACCUAGCCCUAGUAACCCAUUUUUGAGGGAAUACUUGCAUUGGAUGGUGACGGAUAUUCCUGCGACAACAAGCGCAAGCUUUGGGAAAGAGGCAGUGUUUUAUGAGAGCCCAAAACCUUCAGCAGGGAUUCAUCGAUUUGUGAUUGUGUUAUUCAAACAACUGGGCAGAGACACAGUUUUUGCUCCAGAAUGGCGUCAUAAUUUCAACACUAGAAGCUUUGCUGAAAUUAACAAUCUUUUGAUUGUUGGAUCUGUUUAUUUCAACUGCCAAAGAGAGCGAGGUUGCGGUGGAAGGAGGUGUUAA